AUGGCGGCGGCGGCGAGGGCGGCGGCGGGGAGGGCGGCGGCGAUGAGGGCGGUGGCGGCGAAGGUGGGGGCGGCAGAGGAGGCAGCGGCAGCGGUGACGGUGGCGGCGGCAAGGGCGGCGGCGGCGACGGUGGGGGCGGAAAAGGUGGCGGCGGCGCGGAUGGCGGCGGAGAAGGUGGCAGCGGAGAAGGCGGCGGUGGAGAGGGCGGCGGCGGAGAGGGCGGCGGCGGCGAGGGUGGCGGCGGCGCGGGAAGUGGUGGCGAGGGCGGCGGUGGCGAGGGCGGCGGUGGAGACAGCGGCGGCAGCGGCGGCGGUGGCGAGGGUGGUGGAGGCACGGGUGGCGGCGGUGACGGCGGCGGCGGUGACGGCGGCGGCGGUGAGGGUGGAGGCGGUGAGGGCGGCGGCGGGCUCGGGGGCGGCGGCGACGGGGGCGGUGGGCUGGGCGGAGGCGGCCAGGGCGGUGGCGACGGAGGCGGCGGCGAGGGCGUGGGAGGCGAGGGCGGUGGUGGAGACGGAGGCGGGCUCGGAGGCGGCGGGCUCGGUGGUGGGGGUGAGGGCAGUGGUGGGCUUGGGGGAGGCGACGGAGGCGGUGGCGACGGAGGCGGCGGCGAGGGCGGUGGAGGCGAGGGCGGUGGCGGCGAUGGCGGCGGCGGCGGGCUCGGGGGUGGCGGCGAGGGUGGUGGCGGGCUGGGGGGCGGCGAUGGAGGCGGCGACGGCGGCGGCGGCGACAGCGGCGGGGGCGGCGGGCUGGGCGGCGGCGGAGAGGGCGGCGGCGGACUGGGCGGUGGUGGGCUCGGGGGCGGCGGUGACGGAGGCGGUGGUGAAGGUGGCGGCGGGCUGGGCGACGGCGAUGGAGGUGGCGACGGCGGUGGCGGCGACGGCGGCGGCGGGCUCGGAGGCGGCGGCGACGGAGGUGGCGGCGACGGCGGGCUCGGGGGCGGCGGUGCCGCAGACAUAUUCAACGGCAGCCUCGAGCUCCGCGAUCCCCAAGCCCGCGCCGUUCGGCAGGGUCAGGUUGACGCCGAUCGUCUUCCACUGGUCCACCUCGACGGCAACCGCCGACCUGUCGAAUAGCUCGAAGAGGCUCGCCGACGCCUCCGACACCUCGCCCGCAGUGAGCGAGGCGAUCGCGUCGGUUUCGUCGCACGAGAGGAGGUCGAAGCCGACGAGGGCGCCCACCGUCUCCGUGAGGGUUUCAGAGAUGGCGGGCUGUGUCCAGUUCGUCACGGCCAACACCUGCGCCUCUGAGAGAUCUGUCGUAAUCUGGACCGACACCUCGCUCUUGGCGCCGCUGAUGGCGGCGAUGGAGAUGCGGGCGGCGAGGGCGUCGAGGGCGGCGCUGACGGCGGCGAUGGAGAUGCGGGCGGCGAGGGUGGCGCUGAUGGCGGCGAGGGUGACGCAGGGGGAGACGGCGAUGCCGGCGGCGAGGGUGGCGCUGACGGCGGCGAUGGAGAUGCGGGCGGCGAGGGCGGCGAGGGCGGCGCUGCUGGCGGCGAUGGAGAUGCGGGCGGCGAGGGCGGCGAGGGCGGCGCUGAUGGCGGCGAUGGAGAUGCGGGCGGCGAGGGUGGCGAGGGCGGCGCUGAUGGCGGCGAUGGAGAUGCGGGCGGCGAGGGCGGCGAGGGCGGCGCUGAUGGCGGCGAUGGAGAUGCGGGCGGCGAGGGCGGCGAGGGCGGGGCUGUUGGCGGCGAUGGAGAUGCGGGCGGCGAGGGGGGAGACGGCGAUGCCGGCGGCGAGGGUGGCACUGAUGGCGGCGAUGGAGAUGCGGGCGGCGAGGGUGGCGAGGGCGGCGCUGAUGGCGGCGAUGGAGAUGCGGGCGGCGAGGGUGGCGAUGACGGCGCUGAUGGCGGCGAUGGAGAUGCGGGCGGCGAGGGCGGCGCUGACGGCGGCGAUGGAGAUGCGGGCGGCGAGGGUGGCGAGGGCGGCGCUGAUGGCGGCGAUGGAGAUGCGGGCGGCGAGGGCGGCGAGGGCGGCGCUGAUGGCGGCGAUGGAGAUGCGGGCGGCGACGGUGGCGAGGGCGGCGCUGUUGGCGGCGAUGGAGAUGCGGGCGGCGAGGGUGGCGAGGGCGGCGCUGAUGGCGGCGAUGGAGAUGCGGGCGGCGAGGGCGGCGAGGGCGGCGCUGAUGGCGGCGAUGGAGAUGCGGGCGGCGAGGGUGGCGCUGAUGGCGGCGAGGGUGACGCAGGGGGAGACGGCGAUGCCGGCGGCGAGGGUGGCGCUGACGGCGGCGAUGGAGAUGCGGGCGGCGAGGGCGGCGAGGGUGGCGCUGACGGCGGCGAUGGAGAUGCGGGCGGCGAGGGCGGCGAGGGCGGCGCUGAUGGCGGCGAUGGAGAUGCAGGCGGCGAGGGCGGCGCUGGUGGCGGCGAGGGUGACGCAGGGGGAGACGGCGAUGCCGACGGCAAGGGCGGCGCUGAUGGCGGCGAUGGAGAUGCGGGCGGCGAGGGCGGCGAGGGCGGCGCUGACGGCGGCGAUGGAGAUGCGGGCGGCGAGGGUGGCGCUGAUGGCGGCGAGGGUGACGCAGGGGGAGACGGCGAUGCCGGCGGCGAGGGUGGCGCUGACGGCGGCGAUGGAGAUGCGGGCGGCGAGGGCGGCGAGGGCGGCGCUGACGGCGGCGAUGGAGAUGCGGGCGGCGAGGGUGGCGAGGGCGGCGCUGAUGGCGGCGAUGGAGAUGCGGGCGGCGAGGGCGGCGAGGGCGGCGCUGAUGGCGGCGAUGGAGAUGCGGGCGGCGAGGGCGGCGAGGGCGGCGCUGAUGGCGGCGAUGGAGAUGCGGGCGGCGAGGGUGGCGAAGGCGGCGCUGAUGGCGGCGAUGGAGAUGCGGGCGGCGAGGGCGGCGCUGAUGGCGGCGAUGGAGAUGCGGGCGGCGACGGUGGCGAGGGCGGCGCUGAUGGCGGCGAUGGAGAUGCGGGCGGCGAGGGUGGCGCUGAUGGCGGCGAGGGUGACGCAGGGGGAGACGGCGAUGCCGACGGCAAGGGCGGCGCUGAUGGCGGCGAUGGAGAUGCGGGCGGCGAGGGCGGCGAGGGCGGCGCUGACGGCGGCGAUGGAGAUGCGGGCGGCGAGGGUGGCGCUGAUGGCGGCGAGGGUGACGCAGGGGGAGACGGGGAUGCCGGCGGCGAGGGCGGCGCUGACGGCGGCGAUGGAGAUGCGGGCGGCGAGGGGCGAGGCCGACGGGGGCGGUGGCGAGGGCGAGGCGGACGGCGGCGGCGGCCACGGUGAGGCGGACGGCGGCGGUGGCGAGGGCGAGGCGGAGGGAGGCGGUGGCGAGGGCGAGGCGGACGGCGGCGGGGGCGACGGUGAGAAGGAGGGAGGCGGCGGCGAGGGCGAGGCGGAUGGAGGCGGUGGCGACGGUGAGGCGGAGGGAGGCGGUGGCAAGGGCGAGGCGGACGGCGGCGGCGGAGACGGUGAGGCGGAUGGAGGAGGUGGCGACGGUGAGGCGGAGGGAGGCGGUGGCGAGGGCGAGGCGGAAGGAGGCGGCGGCGAGGGCGAGGCGGACGGCGGCGGCGUUGACGGUGGCGGCGGCGAGGGCGAGGCGGACGGCGGCGGCGGCGAGGGCGAGGUGGACGGCGGCGGCGUUGACGGUGAGGCGGAUGGAGGAGGUGGCGACGGUGAGGCGGAGGGAGGCGGUGGCGAGGGCGAGGCGGAAGGAGGCGGCGGCGAGGGCGAGGCGGACGGCGGCGGCGUUGACGGUGGCGGCGGCGAGGGCGAGGCGGACGGCGGCGGCGGCGAGGGCGAGGCGGACGGCGGCGGCGGAGACGGUGAGGCGGAUGGAGGAGGUGGCGAUGGUGAGGCGGAGGGAGGCGGUGGCGAGGGCGAGGCGGAAGGAGGCGGCGGCGAGGGCGAGGCGGACGGCGGCGGCGUUGACGGUGGCGGCGGCGAGGGCGAGGCGGACGGCGGCGGCGGCGAGGGCGAGGCGGACGGCGGCGGCGGAGACGGUGAGGCGUAUGGAGGAGGUGGCGAUGGUGAGGGGGAGGGAGGCGGUGGCGAGGGCGAGGCGGAAGGAGGCGGCGGCGACGGCGAUGCGGACGGAGGCGGCGGCAAGGGUGAGGCGGAAGGAGGCGGCGGCGAGGGCGAGGCGGACGGCGGCGGCGGCGACGGCGAGGCGGACGGCGGCGGCGGCGAGGGCGAGGCGGACGGCGGCGGCGGCAUGGGCGAGGCGGAAGGAGGCGGCGGCGACGGCGAGGCGGAAGGAGGCGGCGGCGAGGGCGAUCGCGGACGGCGGCGGCGGCGAGGUCGAGGCGGAAGGAGUUCGGCGGUGAGGGCGAGGCGGAGGGAUUCGGUGGCGACGGUGAGGCGGACGGAGGCGGUGGCGAGGGCGAGGCGGACGGCGGCGGCGGAGACGGUGAGGCAGAUGGAGGAGGUGGCGACGGCGGACGGAGGCGGCGGCGAGGGCGACGCGGUCGGCGGCGGCGGAGACGGUGAGGCGGAUGGAGGUGGUGGCGACGGUGGCGGCGGCGAGGGCGAGGCGGACGGCGGCGGCGGCGAGGGCGAGGCGGACGGCGGCGGCGGAGACGGUGGCGGCGGCGAGGGCGAGGCGGACGGCGGCGGCGGCGAGGGCGAGGCGGACGGCGGCGGCGGAGACGGUGAGGCAGAUGGAGGAGGUGGCGACGGUGAGGCGGAGGGAGGCGGUGGCGAGGGCGAGGCGGAUGGAGGCGGCGGCGAGGGCGAGGCGGACGGCGGCGGCGUUGACGGUGGCGGCGGCGAGGGCGAGGCGGACGGCGGCGGCGGAGAUGGUGAGGCGGAUGGUGGAGGUGGCGACGGUGAGGCGGAGGGAGGCGGUGGCGAGGGCGAGGCGGAAGGAGGCGGUGGCGAGGGCGAGGCGGACGGCGGCGGCGGAGACGGUGAGGCAGAUGGAGGCGGAGGCGACGGCGGCGGCGGCGAGGGCGAGGCGGACGGCGGCGGCGGCGAGGGCGAGGCGGACGGCGGCGGCGUUGACGGUGUCGCUGACGACGGCGACGCGGACGGCGUCGACGGUGAGGCAGAUGGCGGAGGUGUCGACGGUGAGGCGGACGGAGUCGUUGCCGAGGGCGAGGCGGAAGAAGGCGACGCCGAGGGCGAGGCGGACGUCGGCGGCGUUGACGGUGGCGGCGGCGAGGGCGAGGCGGACGGCGGCGGCGGAGAUGGUGAGGCGGAUGGAGGAGGUGGCGACGGUGAGGCGGACGGAGGCGGUGGCGAGGGCGAGGCCGACGACGGCGUUGGUGAGGGCGACGCGGACGGCGGCGGCGGUGACGGUGAGGCUGAUGGCGGAGGUGGCGACGGUGGCGGCGGCGAGGGCGAGGCGGACGGCGGCGGCGGCGAGGGCGAGGCGGACGGCGGCGGCGGAGACGGUGGCGGCGGCGAGGGCGAGGCGGACGGCGGCGGCGGCGAGGGCGAGGCGGACGGCGGCGGCGGAGACGGUGAGGCAGAUGGAGGAGGUGGCGACGGUGAGGCGGAGGGAGGCGGCGGCGACGGCGAGGCGGACGGCGGCGGCGGAGACGGUGAGGCGGAUGGAGGAGGUGGCGACGGUGGCGGCGGCGAGGGCGAGGCGGAAGGCGGCGGCGGCGAGGGCGAGGCGGACGGCGGCGGCGGAGACGGUGGCGGCGGCGAGGGCGAGGCGGACGGCGGCGGCGGCGAGGGCGAGGCGGACGGCGGCGGCGGAGACGGUGAGGCAGAUGGAGGAGGUGGCGACGGUGAGGCGGACGGAGGCGGUGGCGACGGUGAGGCGGAUGGAGGAGGUGGCGAGGGCGAGGCGGACGGAGGCGGCGGCGAGGGCGAGGCGGACGGCGGCGGCGUUGACGGUGGCGGCGGCGAGGGCGAGGCGGACGGCGGCGGCGGCGAGGGCGAGGCGGACGGCGGCGGCGGAGACGGUGAGGCAGAUGGAGGAGGUGGCGACGGUGAGGCGGACGGCGGCGGCGGCGAGGGCGAGGCGGACGGAGGCGGCGGCGAGGGCGAGGCGGACGGCGGCGGCGUUGACGGUGGCGGCGGCGAAGGCGAGGCGGACGGCGGCGGCGGCGAGGGCGAGGCGGACGGCGGCGGCGGAGAUGGUGAGGCGGAUGGAGGAGGUGGCGACGGUGAGGCGGAGGGAGGCGGUGGCGAGGGCGAGGCGGAAGGAGGCGGCGGCGAGGGCGAGGCGGACGGCGGCGGCGUUGACGGUGGCGGCGGCGAGGGCGAGGCGGACGGCGGCGGCGGCGAGGGCGAGGCGGACGGCGGCGGCGGAGAUGGUGAGGCAGAUGGAGGAGGUGGCGACGGUGAGGCGGAGGGAGGCGGUGGCGAGGGCGAGGCGGAAGGAGGCGGCGGCGAGGGCGAGGCGGACGGCGGCGGCGUUGACGGUGGCGGCGGCGAGGGCGAGGCGGACGGCGGCGGCGGCGAGGGCGAGGUUGACGGCGGCGGCGGAGAUGGUGAGGCGGAUGGAGGAGGUGGCGACGGUGAGGCGGAGGGAGGCGGUGGCGAGGGCGAGGCGGAAGGAGGCGGCGGCGAGGGCGAGGUGGACGGCGGCGGCGUUGACGGUGGCGGCGGCGAGGGCGAGGCGGACGGCGGCGGCGGCGAGGGCGAGGCGGACGGCGGCGGCGGAGACGGUGAGGCAGAUGGAGGAGGUGGCGACGGUGAGGCGGAGGGAGGCGGCGGCGAGGGCGAGGCGGACGGCGGCGGCGGAGACGGUGAGGCGGACGGCGGCGGCGGAGACGGUGAGGCGGACGGCGGCGGUGGCGACGGUGAGGCGGAGGGAGGCGGUGGCGAGGGCGAGGCGGACGGCGGCGGCGUUGACGGUGGCGGCGGCGAGGGCGAGGCGGAAGGAGGCGGCGGCGAGGGCGAGGCGGACGGCGGCGGCGUUGACGGUGGCGGCGGCGAGGGCGAGGCGGACGGCGGCGGCGGCGAGGGCGAGGCGGACGGCGGCGGCGGAGAUGGUGAGGCGGAUGGAGGAGGUGGCGACGGUGAGGCGGAGGGAGGCGGUGGCGAGGGCGAGGCGGACGGCGGCGGUGGCGAGGGCGAGGCGGACGGCGGCGGCGGAGAUGGUGAGGCGGAUGGAGGAGGUGGCGACGGUGGCGGCGGCGAGGGCGAGGCGGACGGCGGCGGCGGAGACGGUGAGGCAGAUGGAGGAGGUGGCGACGGUGAGGCGGAGGGAGGCGGUGGCGAGGGCGAGGCGGACGGCGGCGGCGGAGACGGUGGCGGCGGCGAGGGCGAGGCGGACGGUGGCGGCGGCGAGGGCGAGGCGGACGGCGGCGGCGGGGACGGUGAGGCAGAUGCAGGAGGUGGCGACGGUGAGGCGGAGGGAGGCGGUGGCGAGGGCGAGGCGGACGGAGGCGGCGGCGAGGGCGAGGCGGACGGCGGCGGCGUUGACGGUGGCGGCGGCGAGGGCGAGGCGGACGGCGGCGGCGGCGAGGGCGAGGCGGACGGCGGCGGCGGAGACGGUGAGGCGGAUGGAGGAGGUGGCGACGGUGAGGCGGAGGGAGGCGGUGGCGAGGGCGAGGCGGAAGGAGGCGGCGGCGAGGGCGAGGCGGACGGCGGCGGCGUUGACGGUGGCGGCGGCGAGGGCGAGGUGGACGGCGGCGGCGGCGAGGGCGAGGCGGACGGCGGCGGCGGAGAUGGUGAGGCGGAUGGAGGAGGUGGCGACGGUGAGGCGGAGGGAGGCGGUGGCGAGGGCGAGGCGGAAGGAGGCGGCGGCGAGGGCGAGGCGGACGGCGGCGGCGUUGACGGUGGCGGCGGCGAGGGCGAGGCGGACGGCGGCGGCGGCGAGGGCGAGGCGGACGGCGGCGGCGGAGACGGUGAGGCAGAUGGAGGAGGUGGCGACGGUGAGGCGGAGGGAGGCGGUGGCGAGGGCGAGGCGGAAGGAGGCGGCGGCGAGGCCGAGGCGGACGGCGGCGGCGUUGACGGUGGCGGCGGCGAGGGCGAGGCUGACGGCGGCGGCGGCGAGGGCGAGGUGGAGGCCGGCGGAGGCGUGGGCGAGGUGGAGGCCGGCGGCGGCGUGAGCGGCGGCGGCGGCGGUGUGGGGGAGGUGGAGGGCGGCGGCGGCGUGGGCGAGGUAGAGGGCGGCGGCGGCAUGGGAGAGGUGGAGGGCGGCGGAGGCGUGGGCGAGGUGGAGGGCGGCGGCGGCGUGAGCGGCGGCGGCGGCGGUGUGGGGGAGGUGGAGGGCGGCGGCGGCGUGGGCGAGGUAGAGGGCGGCGGCGGCAUGGGAGAG
This is a messenger RNA of Emiliania huxleyi CCMP1516, 8139 nucleotides long. RefSeq lists its product as hypothetical. The annotation marks the transcript as partial. NCBI's taxonomy places the organism in Eukaryota, Haptophyta, Isochrysidales, Noelaerhabdaceae. The transcript has 9 exons. The record is from RefSeq and is a predicted model, not a curated record.